UGACAGCUGCGCCAUGAUUUCUCCUCCACGACAACACCAGGAGGAAGAAUUGAACCGUUAGAACAAACUACAAACGUCUGAGAAGCUCACAGAAUCCUCCCGGGUUCGAGAAGCACCGCAGGUGGCCAUGCUGUCGGACGCAGAUUACUCCGGGAAUCCGUCUGGAGCCCGGAGAGGCAAGAAGAGGAGCUCGGGGGAGUCACCGGGAGACGGACAGACCCUCCGCUCCUCUGGACGGCAGAUCAACGUCCGGGUGAAGCGGACCAACAACCCUCCACCUGGACAGAGCAAAAGAAAAGCCACAGACACCGAGGAGGAAGAUGACCAGUCAGAGAAGAAGUACAGAAAAUGUGAGAAGGCUGGAUGUUCGGCCAUGUACCCCGUUUGUUUUGCAAGUGCAUCUGAAAGGUGUGCUAAAAAUGGAUACACGUCUCGCUGGUAUCACCUGUCAUGUGGAGAACAUUUCUGCAACGAGUGCUUCGAUCAUUAUUACAGAAGUCACAAAGAUGGCUACGAGACGUUUGCUUCGUGGAAGAAGGUUUGGACGAGUAACGGGAAGAGUGAGCCCAGUCUGAAAGCUUUCAUGGCUGAUCAGCAGCUGCCGUUCUGGGUUCAGUGCACCAAACCGGACUGCAGGAAGUGGCGUCAGCUGACCAAAGAGAUCCAGCUCACCGCUUCGCUGGCAGCGUCGUACCGCUGCGGGAUGAAGUUCAGCAACAUCAAGAGCGAGGGACCCGACCAGUGCUCCCAGCCAGAGGAUUUGAGAGUAGCCGAAGUGACCGACAGCUGGUGGCACUCGAUGCUCAUUUUGCCACCACUGUUCAAAGAAAGCCCAGCGAGUCCCUUCCUGGCCGCCUACUACCCCGACUGUGUGGGGAUGAGUCCGUCUGGGUCUUCCAUGUCUCAGACCGAGCUGAGGGCGGAUCACUGCAGAGCCGUGCAGCCGCAAAUUCCAGGCCUGUGUCCGUACUUCCAGCCCUUCUAUCAGCCCAACGAGUGUGGUAAAGCUCUGUGCGUGCGGCCGGAUAUGAUGGAGCUGGACGAGCUUUACGAGUUCCCUGAGUUUUCCCGAGAUCCCACCAUGUAUCUGGCUCUGCGUAACCUUAUCCUGGCCUCCUGGCACAAAAACUGCAAGGAGGUGCUGACUUCCCAGAAAUGCGCUCUGCACAUCAUAGUUCGGGGUUUGGUUCGUGUUCGCUGCGUGCAGGAGAUGGACCGAGUGCUGCACUUCAUGACCAGGAAGGGCCUCAUCAAUACGGGUGUCCUGGCAGUGAAACGACCGCUGCUGCCUGAACGCUAUCGCUCAAAGAACGUGAUCAUCAUCGGUGCUGGAGCUUCAGGUCUGGCUGCUGCACGACAGCUGCACAACUUUGGCACUCAGGUGGUGGUGCUGGAGGCCAGGGAGAGGAUCGGCGGUCGGGUUUGGGACGAUACAUCUCUGGGCGUCACUGUUGGUCGAGGAGCUCAAAUCGUCAACGGCUGUGUGAACAACCCCAUCUCCCUGAUGUGUGAACAGAUGGGCAUGAAGAUGCACAAGCUGGGGGAGCGAUGCGACCUGUUCCAGGAGGGAGGACAGGCGACCGACCCGGCCAUCGACAAGCGCAUGGACUUCCACUUCAACGCCAUCCUGGACGUGGUGUCAGAGUGGAGGAAGGACAAGUCGCAGAACCAGGACACACCACUGGGAGAAAAGGUCCAGGAAGUGAAGAAGAACUUCCUCCAGGAGUCUGGGAUCCAGUUCAGUGAGUUGGAGGAGAAAGUUCUUCAGUUUCAUCUCAGCAACCUGGAAUACGCCUGUGGAAGCACAUUGGACCAGGUAUCAGCCAGAUCCUGGGACCACAAUGAGUUUUUCGCCCAGUUCUCAGGAGAUCACACUUUACUCACUAAGGGCUACGCUGUUCUACUCCACAAGCUGGCUGAAGGCCUCGACAUCCGCACAAAAUCUCCGGUUCAGGCCAUCGACUACUCAGGUGACAUUGUCAAAGUUACUUCUUCUAACGGGUCCCAGUGGACGGCACAGAAGGUCCUCGUGACAGUCCCACUGACGUUGCUGCAGAAGAACAUGAUCCAGUUCAACCCUCCGCUUCCUGAAAGGAAACUGAAAGCGAUCCACAGUCUGGGAGUCGGGAUCAUAGAAAAGAUCGCUCUUCAGUUCCCAUACAGAUUCUGGAGUAACAAAAUCCAAGGAGCAGAUUACUUUGGUCACAUCCCACCAGGUCCUGAGAAGAGAGGCAUGUUCAGUGUCUUCUACGACCUUGAUCCACAGGGGAAGCAGGCUGUGCUGAUGUCUGUGAUCACCGGUGAUGCUGUUCCUGCUGUUAGAGACCUGGAGGACAAGGAGGUGGUGGACGAGUGCAUGAAGGUCCUGAGAGAACUUUUCAAAGAGCAGGAGGUCCCAGAGCCGGUGCAUUUCUUGGUCACACGUUGGAGUAAAGACAUGUGGUCCCAGAUGUCCUACAGCUUCGUGAAGACGGGAGGCAGCGGUGAGGCCUACGACAUCCUGGCCGAGGACGUGCAGGGAAAAGUGUUCUUCGCUGGAGAGGCGACCAACCGACACUUUCCUCAGACUGUGACCGGAGCCUACCUCAGCGGGGUCAGAGAGGCCAGCAAGAUGGCAGCUAUAUGAGCUUUUCAGUCCCCAUCGGAGCUUCUCAAACGCACCAGCACAGACUCACACCGAGCGACUCACCGUUUACCCACUCAGACUGAGCGACACGAAGGCCGGAGACCAUGUUUUUUUUGCCGUACUGUGACGCGUCCGAUCAGCAGGACGCCGAGAGGCGGAAGUGCUUUUUAUUUAUAUCAAAAUCCGUCAGGUUAAAAACAUAAAUACUGAGAAGCGACCAUGUGCAGCUCUGUGCUGGAAAACAGGAUGAAAUUCAGAGUUUCAUGAUAUUUCUACUGCUGUGAACACGUUUCAUUUUUAAAUAAUCAGGCUGCGUGAAACCUUGGUGAGAGCACCAUCGUCUAAUCGUGAAUUUAACUCUGAGAACUGAGAGGUUGUAUCAUAAAAUACGUCCUCUGACAGUCAAAACCAAAUGUUACAGCCAACGGUUAUGGAUUUGAAUUGUCCUGUUUGUGAUUAAUGUGUCGCCACAUGAAUUGAGGAAAGGUUAGAUGUGUAGUACUUCUGUGAUAGCACUUUUGAUUUAAAACCGUGAGAAGAGAAAUGAAUAAAUGAUGUGUAGUUUAAAUUCCCUGCAGGGCUCAGAUCGAUCAGCAGUUUGUCCCCUUAUUUUCUCAGGGAAGCGAUCUGGACAAAACCAACAAGCUGACAAAAAAAAAACAAAGAAAUUAUUGAGACUGGACAAUUUUGGACAACCGAAGAAGAAAAAAUGAAUAAUUGACUUGUAUGAAUUCCUGAACAGUUUAGUUCCUGAAGUUUGGGGGAGCCGGGAAACAGCACAACAACGUCCUCCCUUUGAUUAACGUCGACUAAUUAUGCUUCAUGUGUAGAUUCAUAUCUGUGUCUGGAUCAGUGCAUCUAGACGAUCAUGUCCUGUUUGUCUGACUUCACACUGCUCCAUAUUUAUCUCAUAUGUGUCCAAUAAACUGAGCUGUCAACUGCCAGAA
Molecule: messenger RNA, 3573 nt
Organism: Amphiprion ocellaris (clown anemonefish)
Lineage: Eukaryota; Metazoa; Chordata; Actinopteri; Pomacentridae
Product: lysine-specific histone demethylase 2
Exons: 21
Coding region: 128-2626 (832 amino acids)
Molecular function (GO): zinc ion binding; protein binding; oxidoreductase activity
Source: RefSeq, a predicted model, not a curated record